This is a messenger RNA of Capsicum annuum, 722 nucleotides long. Its product is annotated as CASP-like protein 2C1. The coding region runs from base 58 to 636 and encodes 192 amino acids. The record is from RefSeq and is a predicted model, not a curated record. Lineage: Eukaryota; Viridiplantae; Streptophyta; Magnoliopsida; Solanales; Solanaceae. The transcript has 3 exons.
CAUCCUUCAUCUCUUCCAAAUUACAUAAAAAUCAUAUAGUAGUAUAAUAAUAUUAAUAUGGAUGAUAUUGUGAAAAAGGAGUUUAUGUUGAGGCUUUUUGCCACUUUGUUAUUGGCUUUGACUGCUUGUCUUGUUGGAUUUGAUUCUCAAACUAAAGUCUUAUUCUACACUUUACACAUAAAAGCCACUUUCAAAUAUUUGAAUGCCUUAUGUGUAUUGGUAUGGAUUGAUGCUGCUGUUGCUGGUUAUAAUGUACUCCAAUUGCUAAGAUGUUUCUUCAUUACUACUUCAAAGGGGGAUAUUAAGCAAUCUUAUUACAAGAAUUAUUGGGUGUUUUUCUUAUUAGACCAGGCAAUUGUGUACACAGUAUUUGCAGCAAAUUCAGCAGCAAUAGAAGCCUCAGCAAUAGCAUUGAUUGGGAUUAAAAGUUUACAAUGGAUGAAAAUAUGCAAUAAAUUCACAAGAUUUUGUGUCCAAAUUGGAAGUGCUUUAUUAUUAGGAUAUCUUGCUGUUCUUGUAUUAUUUUUAAUCUCAUCACUUUCUGCAUUUCAAUUAUUUAGACACUACUCACCUAAGCAUUUUCUUCAACUUAAAACCAAAUUAAAAAUGUUGCAAAAUGAUCCAGAAAAUAAUUGAUGUAUACAAUGUGUUUUUUAUUUUCUUAAUAAAUUGGAUUAGUAUGGGUUGUACUAUAUAUAUAAUAUAUGCUCUAAUUAGAAAUA